AUGAGCACAGAUCUAGACCUGUCAUCCACCAGUCUCCCGUCUCGAUCGCCCUCGCCCUCCCCGAAUCUCCUCGCGACCCCUGACUCCUCUACACUCUUGUCCAAUCGAUCCUGCUCCGGCGUCUCGACCAUCUCGAGCCGGUCCUCGUACUCGAAUGGCUCCACUACUUCUCGAACCAGCACAAAUUCGCGUCGGCGUGGCUAUGUGCGUCCUCAAGGAGGAUCCUUUGCCGAAUCGGCCAAGAAUCGGGAGAGUGUCAUGAGCCUCGGUAGCAUUGCCCAUCUGCAAUACUAUUUUGCUCGAACAGGACUGUUGGAUGGUAAAGGAGGUCAAAUGGCAAAAAAGAAACAGAACGGAGAAUAUGACAUCCCAAAGCUCUCGUUAACUGCAAAUCAAGAGCUGGUUGAAUCUCCAAUUGAAGACGAAUCUCAGGCCAAUUGGGAUGCCAUUCAUGAGGAUGGCACAGAUAUGAUGUUGCCUCCGACCGUAUCAACGUACAGUCAUCGAUCGACACAUGUGGCCCCACCUCCGGAUCAGAAGACUAUGAAGAAAGAGCUGGUGGAAGCUUUAGAGAACGCAUUACAAGCUGUCGAGUCCUGCGAGGGUUCGGCGAAUGGAAAUCCUGAAGACCAAACACAAGGAUUCUACGAGAUUCAGGGUUUGCAUGUCCUUGAUACCACCACUCAAGCAAUUCGAGCCGCAAGACUUUAUUACACCUUACAUCCCAAUCCCCAGAGAUUGAACUCUAUAAGGUCCGACCAGGAAUUGCGGAGAGAUCUCUACUCUGUGCUGGAUGUACUGAAGAAAUGUGCCUCUCGAAACUUCGCGGGCGGUUUUCGUGAGGAUGAAAGACUUGCAGUGUUAGUUUGGGUAAGCGACGUCGGCAUGAUGAUCGACCAAGAAGCAAAAUUGGAGGAGGCGGACAGGACCGAAAGGAAGGACUGGCACUGGAUGGACGAUGCCAAGUGGAUCGAUCGAGAGCAAGAACGAGAUAUUAACUUCCUCAACUUCCUGCUUCACGGGACUGGUCAAAGCCCAUCCCCUGAGAAAGCCGAUGUCAACCCUGAGUUUUUCCGCAAUCUGGCCGAUGGCAGGGAUCUGGUGAAGAUGCAUAACGCCGCAGUCAAACGAUCCAAGAGGCAAUUCGACUUUAUUAAGUCCUUUCACGAAGACGUGGCGAAACCGUACAGGCGUGCUGACAACCUUCGAUAUUGGCUAAAGGCUGCGGAGCUGAGAUGGGAGCUCAAGCUUCAGCUGGAUGUGAUGGCUGUUGCAAAUCAGGUCGGCGACAGCACCGUUUGGUCGUCUUUUGAGGACGUUAUUCGACAAUGGAGCCGAGGAGUCCGGGCCGAGCUUGCCAAAGAUUGGAACGGGGACGAAGAACGCAAACUCCAUGCGCGGGCAAGAAGCCUGGCGAUGGCGAGUCCCUUGUCGAGCCCUUCCAGAAAGAACUCUCCCGCACCACCUCUUCCAAGUCCCUUGAAAACAGUGAUUGUACCAAGUCCUCUGGGGAGCCCGUCGAAAGACUCUGCAGCAUCCGAUGAUCCAGAAAGUCCGACUCCGAAGCCGAUGUCCUUGAUUUGCGGUGAAAGAGUCUAA
This is a messenger RNA of Fonsecaea multimorphosa CBS 102226, 1599 nucleotides long. RefSeq lists its product as uncharacterized. The transcript has a single exon. NCBI's taxonomy places the organism in Eukaryota, Fungi, Ascomycota, Eurotiomycetes, Chaetothyriales, Herpotrichiellaceae. Bases 1 to 1599 code for a protein of 532 amino acids. The record is from RefSeq and is a predicted model, not a curated record.